AUGGAGAGAAACCAGUCAGGUAUCACUGAAUUCAUCCUCCUGGGUUUGGGGAAUUCUGCUGAGCUGCAGCCUCUGUUUUUCUCACUUUUCCUGGUAAUUUAUCUUGUGACAAUAACUGGGAACCUCUUUAUAAUUGUGCUAGUUGUGGCUGACCCAUGUCUUCACACCCCCAUGUACUUUUUCCUGGGGAAUUUGUCCUGCCUGGAGACAUGCUAUACUUCAAGUAUCUUGCCAAAAUUGUUGACUAAUUUGUUAACUGGAGACAGAACUAUUACUGUGAGUCACUGUCUAGUCCAAUAUUAUUUAUUUGGCUCUUUUGCAGCUGCAGAAACAUAUCUCCUUGCAGCAAUGUCUUGUGACCGCUACCUGGCUAUAUGUAGACCUUUCCUUUAUACUUCCAUUAUGAGCAAGAAACUGUGUUUCCAGCUUAUGGCUGGAGCAUGGCUAAAUGGGCUAAUAACUAAUGGCACCAUGGUAUUCCUGAUCACUCAGCAAAACUUUUGUGGCCCCAAUGUCAUUGACCAUUACUUUUGUGACCUGACUCCACUGGAAAAGCUUUCCUGUAGUGACACAAGCUCACUCAAACUUAUUACUCUCUUGGUAGCCUUCCCUGAUAUUGCCAUACCAUUUAUUAUAACACUCACAUCUUACAUAUCUAUCAUCAUCACCAUCAUAAAAAUCAAAUCCAACAUUGGAAGGAAAAAAGCUUUUUCAAACUGUUCCUCUCAUCUCAUGGUGGUUUGUCUUUUUUAUGGCACAUUAAUCAUUGUCUAUAUGUUUCCAGACACACCCACUUUGAGGCACCUUAAGAAAAUCUUCUCCAUGUUUUACACGGUCUUGACUCCUUUGGCCAAUCCCAUAAUCUACACUUUAAGAAAUAAAGAUGUUCACAAAGCCUUCAGACGGCUUCAUAAUAAAUUGAUAAUUUUUGGAAGAAGUUAUUUGAAAUAA
This is a messenger RNA of Candoia aspera, 951 nucleotides long. Its product is annotated as olfactory receptor 5M5-like. Bases 1 to 951 code for a protein of 316 amino acids. Lineage: Eukaryota; Metazoa; Chordata; Lepidosauria; Squamata; Candoiidae. The transcript is spliced from 2 exons. Gene Ontology annotation, molecular function: odorant binding; G protein-coupled receptor activity; olfactory receptor activity. Gene Ontology annotation, biological process: G protein-coupled receptor signaling pathway. Gene Ontology annotation, cellular component: membrane. The record is from RefSeq and is a predicted model, not a curated record.